AUGGCAUCAAGACCAGAACUGAAGGUUGACGACGAGGGUGGCUUUAUCCGCUCCUUCCGCGCAUUGCCACCAAAACCGGAUGGAAACAACACCAUCCGGGUGCUCGACCGAUCCGACUACUAUUCAGCGCACGGUGAUGAUGCAGAGUUCAUCGCAAGGACAGUGUACAAGACCACGGCUGUCAUCAGAAAUCUAGGUCGGUCGGAAAAUGCUCUACCCAGUGUCACUAUGUCCACGACGGUGUUCCGCAACCUCCUACGAGAGUCGCUCUUCAAACUUGGCAAGAGAGUUGAGAUAUGGGAGGCAAGCGGCAAAGGACAGUGGAAGCUGGCUCGUCAGGCCAGUCCCGGCAAUUUGCAGGCUGUUGAAGAAGAGCUCGGCUCAGGCAUGGACAGCCAGGGCGACAGCGCACCGAUUAUACUAGCCGUCAAGAUAAGCGCAAAAGCUGGAGAGGCCAGAAGCGUUGGUGUCUGCUUCGCUGAUGCUAGUGUGAGGGAGCUGGGUGUGAGCGAGUUUCUAGACAACGACCUCUAUUCCAACUUUGAGAGCCUCCUCAUCCAGCUGGGGGUCAAAGAGUGCAUUGUGGCCGGGAGUUUCCAGAAAAAGGAUCCCGAGCUGGCGAAGAUCAAACAAAUCGCUGAUUCAUGCAACGUCGCCAUCUCUGAGAGAGCCGCCUCGGACUGGGCGAGCAAGGAUAUUGAGCAGGAUCUGGCUAGGCUUCUGAAGGGCGAGAACGCCAUGGGACUUCUACCUCAGACCGACCUCAAACUAGCAAUGGGCAGUGCAGCAGCGCUGAUCAAAUACCUUGGUGUCAUGACGGAUCCCAGCAACUUCGGCCAAUAUCGACUGUAUCAGCACGACCUUGGUGGCUACAUGAAGCUUGACGCGGCUGCGCUCAGGGCUCUGAACCUUAUGCCUGGCCCAAGAGAUGGGGCGAAAAGCAUGAGCCUUUUCGGUCUGCUCAAUCAUUGCAAGACCCCCAUCGGGGGCCGCUUGCUCGCUCAAUGGCUCAAGCAGCCGCUGAUGAGCUUAACAGAAAUUGAAAAGAGGCAGCAACUUGUGGAAGCUUUCCUCACGGACACCGAACUUCGUCAGACCAUGCAAGAAGAGCAUCUGCGGUCAAUCCCGGAUCUAUACCGCCUGGCCAAGAAGUUCCAGCGAAAGCUAGCAAAUCUCGAAGACGUAGUCCGCGCAUAUCAAGUCGUCAUACGGCUUCCAGGCUUCAUCGAAGCAUUGGAAACCGUGGUCGACGAGCAAUACCAGAUCCCUCUCAAUGAGCAGUACACGUCGAAAUUGAAAGACCUGGCUGGUUUCCUAGGCAAACUGGCCGAGAUGGUGGAAACAACAGUUGACCUCGAUGCCCUCGACCGCCACGAGUUCAUCAUCAAACCAGAAUUUGACGAGAAGCUAAAAGUGAUCCGCUCCAAACUCGACAAAAUCAAACAUGCAAUGGAUGCAGAAUAUCGACGAGUGGGCAAAGAUCUUAAUCAAGAGCUUGACAAGAAACUUUUCCUUGAGAACCACAGAGUGCACGGUCAUGUGUUCAGGCUUACGCGCACCGAAGCUGGGUGUAUACGAAACAAGAAGGACUACAAAGAAGUCUCUACGCAAAAGAAUGGCGUCUUUUUCACCACAAAUACCAUGCAGGAAUUAAGACGAGAACAUGAUCGGCUCUCGGGGUCUUACAACCACCAGCAAAAUUCGCUGGUAUCCGAGGUCGUGGGCGUGGCUUCGUCAUAUACUCCGGUGAUUGAACAGCUAGCAGCCAUUAUCGCCCACCUUGACGUGGUAGUCAGCCUGGCUCAUGCAUCGGUGCAUGCUCCGACAGCGUACGUUCGCCCGAAAAUGCACGAACGAGGCACCGGGGAUACCAUCUUGAAAGAAGCACGCCAUCCCUGCAUGGAAGCUCAGGACGACAUCAACUUCAUCACGAACGAUGUGGAACUCAAGCGGGACAGCUCAAGGUUUCUCAUCAUUACAGGUCCCAACAUGGGUGGCAAGUCCACGUACAUCCGUACAAUCGGCUGUAUCGCUCUUAUGGCGCAAAUCGGCUGCUUCGUGCCCUGUUCAGAAGCGGCGCUGACAAUAUUUGACUGCAUUCUUGCUCGUGUGGGAGCAUCUGACUCACAGCUUAAGGGUGUCUCAACGUUUAUGGCCGAGAUGCUCGAGACUGCGAAUAUCCUCAAGAGCGCUACGCAAGAUUCCUUGAUCAUCAUCGAUGAACUCGGUCGCGGCACGAGUACAUAUGACGGGUUCGGUCUCGCCUGGGCAAUCAGCGAGGAAAUCGUUGCUCAAAUAGGUGCAUUUGGAUGUUUUGCCACGCAUUUCCAUGAGUUGACUGCAUUAGCCGACAAGUUCCCCAACGCGGUCAAGAAUCUUCAUGUCGUUGCAUUUGUGGGCGAUCAAGACACGAACAUGACGAAUGCCGACGAUCCUUCGUCUAAGAAGCGAAGAGAAGUCACAUUGUUGUACAGAGUCGAGCCCGGCAUCAGCGAUCAGAGUUUCGGCAUCCACGUGGCUGAACUUGUCCGCUUCCCAGAGAAAGUUGUCAACAUGGCACGCCGCAAGGCCGAAGAGCUUGAGGAUUUCACGAGUGCAGGAGGAGAAGCCAAGGCGGAGGACUUCUCGAAGGAGGAUGCAGAUGAAGCAAACAAGCUGUUAAAGGAGAUGCUGAAAGACUGGAAGCAACAGAUCGAAGAAAGAGGGAAUAUGAGCAAAGAUGAAAAGCUACAACUGAUGAGAGAAAUGGUAAAGAAAGAUGAGAGGCUGAUGGGAAACCCAUUUUUCCAGUCUGUUCAAACACUGUAA
Messenger RNA from Cladophialophora yegresii CBS 114405, 2808 nucleotides. RefSeq names its product DNA mismatch repair protein msh-2. The record is from RefSeq and is a predicted model, not a curated record. The transcript has 2 exons. Gene Ontology annotation, cellular component: MutSalpha complex; nucleus. Gene Ontology annotation, molecular function: mismatched DNA binding; ATP binding; ATP-dependent DNA damage sensor activity. Gene Ontology annotation, biological process: mitotic recombination; mismatch repair. Lineage: Eukaryota; Fungi; Ascomycota; Eurotiomycetes; Chaetothyriales; Herpotrichiellaceae. The coding region runs from base 1 to 2808 and encodes 935 amino acids.